Molecule: messenger RNA, 3831 nt
Organism: Phaedon cochleariae (mustard beetle)
Lineage: Eukaryota; Metazoa; Arthropoda; Insecta; Coleoptera; Chrysomelidae
Source: the annotation of a GenBank genome assembly
AUGGAUUCGGAAGAUGCUAUCAACAAAACAGAUUUUUUCUUCAAAGAAAUUCCUGCUGUUAAAAUUGGAAACAACAAUGUUGUUGUCAAAAAAACUCCAGUUAAAGAGGAACUACAAUUCCUGAGAUUGUCUGAUACUAUUCAAGAAAAAAUAGUGGAUACUUUGAAGUACAUUCAUGGACCUGAUUUCAAAUUCAGUGCUGCUUCUUCCUAUGAAGAAUCAAAAUCCAAUUUAUUGAAAAAAUAUUGGGUUGGACGUGGGAGUCUUAUUGUUAAAGGAGUAACAAAUUUUUCUCAAUACAAAGAUGAACCAACAGAAGAACAAGAGAGAUUAAAGCAGUAUAGUUUGUUGAGAUUGGAAAGCUAUGGCUUCCACAAAUCUCAUAUACUUGAAGCAUUUGACUACUGCAAAGGUGAUGUUGAAGAUUCCCUUUAUUUGUUAUACCACAAAUAUUUCAAUAGAAACAAUGAACUUAAAGAAAUAGAUCAUGAUUUAUCAGAUAAGGAAUUAUUAGAACAACGAAUAGAUGAAAAAAGUUCACUUGAAUCCAUUUAUGAGAAUGCUUUCAAGGUCAAAACAGAAAAUGUUUGGAUAAUCACUCUCAAAUUAGAAUAUUUGAUAAAUAUAUUCCAUAAUAAAGAGGAAAAAGUGUCUAAAAACACAAAUCAACCAAAAAAGAAGGAAAGAUGUAAAAAUUUGAUUAGGGGGCAUUGUAAAUAUGGCAAUAAAUGUAGGUAUUCACAUGAAGUAGAAAAAGUUGAAGUGAAUCUGAAUGCACAUCUUGAUGACUACAUAUUUGAGCUUGAGAUUCGUUUUCCUCUAGAUUCUAAAUAUCCUUAUGAAGCACCUCUCAUAUUCAUCAAAACUAAUGCAGUACUACCAGAUCUCAUGAACUUGCAUCUUUCUAAACGCCUCUACAAGGAAGCAAAAUUAUUAGCAGAAGAUGGCAUACCUUCUGUGUACACAAUCACAGAACUCAUACAAAAUGAGGAGGAUAUCAAGCAGCAUUUGAAAGAAGAAAUAGAUUUCAUUCAUCCAAACCAUAAAUUGUUUGAUGAUGAGCUAGAUAUUGUAACAAAAGCUAGACCUAGCCAUUACAAAAAAGGUAUUACUAAGAGAAGUAAUAAAAAGAUGCCAACUUUAGAAGAAUUAGCUAGAGAAGAUAGGAGGAUAGUGGAUAGAUUCCAAGCCAAAACAAAGGAUGCAAAGUACAAACAAAUGCUGAAUGGGAGACAAAAACUUCCAGCAUGGAAUUUGAAAAAUGACAUCUUGAACUCCAUAAGUCAGUCACAAGUGGUAGUUGUGAGUGGAGAAACAGGCUGUGGCAAAAGUACACAAGUCCCUCAGUUCAUCCUGGAUGAGUGGUUAACAACUUACAACAAUAAUAAUAAUGGGCACAUUGAAAUCAUUUGUACCCAACCCAGGAGAAUAUCUGCAAUUGGGGUAGCAGAAAGGGUUGCUGAUGAGAGGGUAGAUAAAAUAGGAAACACUGUUGGUUACCAGAUCAGACUUGAAAGUAAAAUGUGUUCCAGUACUAGACUGAUGUUUUGUACUACUGGUAUUUUAUUGAGAAGAUUAGAGGGUGAACCCACAUUACCAAAUGUAACCCAUAUAAUUGUUGAUGAGGUGCAUGAGCGUAGUGAAGAAAGGUAUUUCCUGAGUAUAUGCAAAAAAUUCAAGGGGCGUAUUGAGGUAUUUGAUGAAGAAUAUUCCAUAUGGACAAACUUCUUAAUUUCUGAAUAUGAUAUUUUUCAGAUCAGUGACUUUUUGCUUCUAAUACUGAAAGAGUUGCUGCAAGUGAGGCCAGAUUUGAAAGUCAUUCUCAUGAGUGCUACAAUGAAUGCUUCAUUGUUUUCUGAAUACUUCGGAGAUAUCCCAGUAAUUGAAAUUCCAGGAAGGACGUUCCCUGUUGAACAGUACUUUCUGGAAGAUAUAUUGGAAGCAACUGGUUAUAUAUUAGAAGAGGGGACAGAAUACUGCAAGAAGAUAAGGAAGGAUUCUGAUUACAUGGAGGCAAUGUCUUCAGCUGAGGCCAGUUAUGCAAGUGCCAAACCUAGAGACAAUAUUCGAGAUGAGGGUUUGAGUAUUACUCAAGUUAUGGCUAGAUAUCAAGAUUAUAGUAAGUCAACUUGUAAAAACUUAUACCUGAUGGAUCCUGAGAAAAUAAACUAUGAACUGAUAGAAUCAGUAUUAAUGUGGAUAGUAUCUGGGGAUCAUCCAUACCCCAAAGUUGGCACUAUACUUAUAUUCCUACCGGGUAUAGCGGAAAUCACAACUAUGUAUGACCAGUUGAAUGUUAAUAGGACUUUGGGAUGUAGAGGAGGACGAUAUUUGCUGCUUCCUCUGCAUUCAUCACUCACUAGCGAAGAGCAAGCAGCUAUAUUCAAGAAACCCAAAGACGGCAAGAGGAAAAUCGUCCUGUCCACCAACCUGGCCGAGACCUCGAUCACCAUCGACGACUGCGUCUUCGUCAUCGAUUCGGGCAAGAUGAAGGAGAAGCGGUUCGACCCGAACCGCAACAUGGAGAGCCUCGACACCGUUUGGGUGACGAGGGCGAACGCCCUGCAAAGGAAAGGGCGCGCUGGGCGGGUGAUGAGCGGGGUGUGCAUCCAUCUGUACACCGAUCACCGGUUCAAGCACCACCUGUUGCAGCAGCCCGUGCCGGAGAUCGACAGGAUACCGCUGGAGCAGCUGAUAUUGAAUAUCAAGAUACUGCCCAACUUCGAGAAUAGAGAUGCGUCCGCUGUUCUUGGAUCAUUCAUUGAACCACCGUCGCUAGAAAAUGUAUCAUCUGCACUCAAGAGACUGAAAAAUGUUGGAGCAUUAGAUAAAAAUGAAGUUUUGACACCACUUGGACACCAUCUAGCUGCUCUUCCUGUAGAUGUGAGGAUAGGGAAAUUGAUAUUGUAUGGCGCUAUCUUCGGUUGUGUGGAUGCAGCUCUUACCAUGGCGGCUUGUUUGAGUUACAAAUCACCUUUUGUAUCUCCGUUUGGUAAACGUGAAGAGGCCAACAAAAAGAAACAGUCUUUCGAGGCUGGGUACAGUGACCAUAUCACCACACUAGUUGCAUAUAGGAAAUUUUUGAAAGUGUACAAGAAAAGUCAAGUUGGAGCGAGGCAGUUUGCCAACGAGAAUUUCCUUUCGUACAGGACGCUGGUUACCAUUGCGGAUAUUAAGCACCAGUUUUUGGAGUUCUUGGUUGAUGUCGGUUUCGUGUCGGUGAAUCUUGGCGGAAGAAGAAGGAUAGGUUGGGAUACUGUUUAUGAAACUACUGGCUCAGAGUUCAAUAAAAACGAUGAGAACCUUCGACUUUUGACUUCUGUACUCUGUGCAGCACUCUAUCCGAAUGUUGUUAAGAUUCUGACACCUUCCAAAUCUUUCGUCAUGAGUGCUGCAGGGGCAGUGCCAAAAGAAAAUGCUGCCAAAGAUUUGAAAUUUUCAACAUCCCAAGAAAAUGUAUUCAUGCAUCCAAGUUCAGUCAACUACAUCGUGAAACACUUCCCGAGCCCCUACAUGGUGUACCAAGAAAAAGUCCAGACCAGCAAAGUCUUCUUCAGAGAUUGCACCAUGGUACCCGUGAUACCGUUGGUGCUAUUUUCGGGGUACGACCUCAACGUUACCAUACAGGGCGGUAACACUUUCAUCAUGCUGGAGGACGGGUGGAUCCUCUUCCGGGUCGACGAACAUAAAAUUGCCGAGAUGAUAAAGCUGAUGAGGCAGGAGUUGUUCGAUUUGCUGGAAGAGAAGAUUAGGGAUCCGUUGUUGAAUUUGUGCCAUCAUGACAGGGGCGAGAGGAUUAUAUCAACUAUUUUAGGAAUGAUCAAUGCUUGA